ACAAACUCUCCUCCUCCAUUGUUGUAUUAAGAAACAGCCGAAUGGCACCGUUCACAGUUUUAUUGAUAUUUACUGUACUUCAUAAGAGUAUGAUGCAUGUCAUCCGUGACCACUGGCCUGGCCCACUGCACUCGCAUCUACGGAUCCAGUCUCUGCACACGCCUAAAACCUGCGCGGUCCUGCGGGGACGGAAGCUUGCAGAACCUACGUCGCUUCGGAAGAAUUCAAGAUGGACAUCCAUAUCCAUGAUCCCACCCGUAGGAAGAUGGACAUCCCACCCGUAUCCGGGCUUGGUCCUCUGACGAGGAAGCUGCAAGGCUCGGGACAGCCGACUUGUCUGGUUUCACCGGACGAGAAACGCCGUAACGUUAGAUGGUCAGUGGAAAAUCUCGGAAUUAUUUUCCGCAACGGUAGUUUUCCUGGCGUGCUGUCGAUGACACACAGACGAAGAAACGCAGCUAGCAUCGACAGCCGACGACAGGUGCGAGCUAAUUCGCCCUCCUGUGAAUAACACUUGGGGACGUAGAGGUGUGUACACCACCAACAAAGGUGGUCCGGUGAGCAGACUGUGGAGGUGCACUUACGCUGUGAGCGAUGUUUUGUCGACCUGAAAAUCGAAUCACCAGAUCAUUUCAAUCCAUUCGGCUGAACGGGCGAGCAAUCGACAGCAGUAUUAUUUCGCAAUACGUGGAUUCUAUCGCCGAGGUUUCCUCGUUCAGCGGACGCAACUAACUUGAACAAAUGAGUGCGGACAUAAUGUGUCGGAUACCCGGUGCGGGUUGUAAGAAGUUAGUCGCACUGGUCGCUGGUAUCAUGCUGGGUAUAAUGUUGACAUGCCAGUCGUCUUCAGCUAAGCCCACCGGUGGUCCGGUUCAAUUGGCGACAAGAAACUAUUCGGUGGAGGUAGUGCUGCCUGUUCCCGAAGAUCCUGUCUCAAGACAGAUCAUUGCUGCCGUAAGAUUGGCCAUCGAACACAGCAACAGUCAACGACUGGCUGGCAUCGGAUGCCAGCUUGUGAUCGGGUCGAUCAUUGAUUCAUUCCAGGAUGCCUGGUCGACCACUGCCAGCCUGGUGAGCGCCGUGCAGGCGCGGAACGGCAGCGAAACCGCCGCUGUCCUGGGUUUGGUGUCGUCCAGCUCUGUGCGAGCACUCACACCAGUCAGCCAGGUGACUGGACUGCCCAUGCUGAGCAUUGCAGCGAGCGAUUCAAGUCUAACCAAGGGCAUUACUCCCAACUUGUACACAAUGUAUCCAAGAAACGAAGAGCUCCCGCUGGCAGUGGUAGAGCUUAUCGGCUUCUACAGCUGGACCGAAGUGGUGUUGCUGAAUUCCGACACCCAUUACGGCGUGAGUUUUCGAGAGAUGUUCUCCGACUUUGCUGCCGAGAAGAGUAUAAACGUCAGUUACCUUGGCAACAUUGACUAUACUGGCGAUGUGCCGUCACAGCAUGUGUACAGUGUACUGGAACAGGUGAAACGCGUGGGGACGAAGAUCAUCAUCUGUAACCUGGCCAUGGGGCACAUGCAGCCAGUUCUCACAGCAGCCAAACAGCUGGGUCUGUUCUCGUCCAGCUUUGCCUGGAUCGGCACGGACUACAGCUACGGCUUGGAUCUGCUCAGUGCCAAGCUGCGAAAUGAGAGUCUACACGGCAUGCUGUGGCUCAGGCCGGAAGUCCACGCCAGUGCGAGAGAAUCUUUCCAGCAGAUGCUCCACUUGCCAACGAGCCCAGGAAGUAAAGAUAACUUAUCACUGCUGUCAAUGUAUGCGUACGAUGCUGUCUCGGGCUUGGCCGCUGCUGUGGAUGACUGCUGUAGUAAUGGGACAUUGAACACUCCUGACUUGGUCAGAUCUAGCAGUCUGCUGGACAAAGUACAGUUGGGACCGACGUUCAUAUCAGCGUGCGUACUCGAUCGACUUCCCAGCAUCAAUUUCACCAGCACCACAGGGGAGACACGCGACCUGUCCAAGCGAUUCUCCGUUCUCAACACGCCGCAGUCCUCGCGGUUUGAAAUCGUCAACAUCGUGCACGGCUCUGCCGUGUUGAUCGGACAGUGGUCUCCGUUAUCGCGCUUAACAAUCGAUGCAGAGAAGGAAGUGGUAUGGCCGGGGAACACCAUACAGAUGCCGGCGGGCAGAGUACUGCUGCAGGGCCUUCUUAAAAUCCUCGUACCAGUCUACUCGCCGUUCAGCUUCAUAGCUGGUGUAGACGAGCGUCCCGGUGAUGAGAACAGCAAGCCAUUGUCGAACUACAGCCAGGAUCAGUACGAGGGCAUCGCGGUGGACAUCAUGCGGCGAGCGGCGCAAGCGGCCGGUUUCUCUUACCAGUUCUAUCUGUACCCGUACUCCAGCUGGACGGCCAUGGUUGCGCUGGCCGGCAACAAAAGCAACGAGUGGGACCUGGCCAUCGGUGGAAUCACGCUCACCAAGGAGCGCUCCAAGACAUGCGACUUCACACGCUCCGUGUACUUGACAGGACUGCGCAUGCUGGUGCUGCGACCGACCGAAGUCCAGUCGAGCAUCUGGGCAUUCGUGUCACCGUUCAGCUGGAAAGUGUGGCUGGUCCUGUUCAUGAUGUUUAUUGCGGUCGGACUUCUCAUGCUUUACUUCGACCCUGCCGGUGUGAAUUUCCGAAAAAAUAGUGGUGUGCCGCUAUCUGACUCUAUGUUCUACUCAUUCAGCAGUUUCUUCUUUACACAGGAGACAGAUGGACUGCAGGCGCCGAUGGGAAGACUCUUCAGUGGUACUGUUCUCUUUGUGGUGCUCAUCAUCUCGGCGGCGUACACCGCUCAACUCUCGUACUACCUCUCAACGCGUGAAGGUACCAGGUCGGUGGAAGAGUUUGCGGACCUGCCGUCGGUGUGGGUGGGUGCGGCGUACGGCGGUUCUAUCUACCCCUAUGUUACCCAGGAGCUGGGCCUGCGUAAGGUGCGCACGGUUACCGGUGACGAGGCCGUACUUGCAGCGUUGCGCUCCGGCCAGAUAGCGGCAUUCAUAUCUGACAUACCAUCACUGGAAGGUGUAGCGGCCAAGGCCUGUGACACUUAUGUUACUGGAAGAAUGACCUACACCCAACAGUAUGCAUUUGCUGCCAAGAAGGACGCGCCAUGGCUGGACGAGGUCAACCGUGCCAUCAGCAUUAUGCUCUCCAAUGGAACGGUAUCACAGCUCUUCUCCAAGUACGUACCGAGCACCUGCUCUAAAGUGACCAGCAUUGACAACAUCAAGCCGCUGACGCUCAAGGACUUGACCUCCCUGGUGCUGCUGGUCGGCGUUGCGGUUGUCCUCAGCGUGGCUGGUAAGGUGACCUACAUGCUCUUCAUCUAUCCCAAGAAGAAGCGUCGCUACGCGAGGAUAGUCGACGAAGCCAGUUCAGUGGCCACCAAGUCCAGUCAGAAGUCCAGCACAACACUGCUCGAGUCCGACUCAUCGAGGGGUGAUUCUGGUGUAGCAGACGUGCAGCCAUACCCAACAGGGAGCCGCGCAGCAUUUGAAUCCCGGCCAUCCUCGGCAGCCCCGGGCUUGUUUCAGCUGCGAGAGAUCAAUGCCGCGAAUAGCUUGGACAGCGGCGGCACCAUUCAGUCCCCGUUCACCGUCCAGCAUCCGGGCAGUGAGGACUCGAGGGAGUUGCCGGUGCCAGACGUUGCAAAUGUAUGAGGCAUGCGCGUGGGCGACUGCAGUGUACAGGGCCCUGAUUGGACACGCCGGUGUCAGCCCCAGCACCAAGCUAUACCUCAAGAACCUCACAACACUUCCUGCGGCCAUUGAUGAAGCCAUGGCAAAAGAUACGGCACUAAGAGUAGGCUCCGAUGAGUCAAUAUUGAUGCAUUCUGCACUGAUGUACAAACUGUUUUAUGCCCGGGCCACACGCAUGUACGCAGAGCAUGCACUGAAUGCACACUGUGAUAGAUCGGAACACUAAAAGCGUGUACUAUUUACUUGAACUCAAGGUUUGCACGGCCACUCCCUGUCCCUGCUCACACCCUAUAGGUUUGUGCUGCUCCGUAUUCAACACGGUCUAUAUUAUUUAAUUUUUUAAGAACACUUGAAUGUUGUUUAUCAUCACGUUCACCAGAUUUAGCAGUAGUAAUUCUGUGCUGUAGAUUGUCCCGCUAAACAAACAAACAAACCGAAGGGACCAACAGCAAACCCACGCCCUAUCACCCUCCUCAAUAUUACCAUCCGCAAAGUCAUAUCUCUUAUUGUUCUAAACCGAAUAUCGAAGCAAGUGUCUAGCUUCCUCGGGCCCACUCAAUCUAGAUUUCGGACAGGCCGCAGCGCUAGUGACGUGGUAUGAUGCAUCCGAUGGCUUGCAGAUAAAGCAACUCGAUACGACUGGGACUGCCGCAUGCAUGUACUAGGACUAGAUAUGUCCCAUGCUUUUGACACACUUGACCGAGCGAAGGUAGUGGAAGUCAUGGCGUGC
Molecule: messenger RNA, 4423 nt
Organism: Sycon ciliatum
Lineage: Eukaryota; Metazoa; Porifera; Calcarea; Leucosolenida; Sycettidae
Exons: 2
Coding region: 742-3654 (970 amino acids)
Cellular component (GO): plasma membrane
Molecular function (GO): ligand-gated monoatomic ion channel activity; signaling receptor activity
Source: RefSeq, a predicted model, not a curated record